AUGGGGGAGGGUGUGAAAUGGAUGAAGGGAGAUUUACUGGAUCGGGUCGAUUGGUCACAGGGACAAGCAGAUGGGAUACCCCAAAGGAUGUUUCGGAAACAACUUACGCCUGGAGAGGUGGACCCUGUACGAAUGGUGAGGUUAUUUUUGGGGGUGUUUAAUGGUGCAAGGUGGGGGACAUUUGUUGGAAUUUUACUUCUUUCGCGUCUCGUGGCGAUUGAUAGAGUAGCCACUCGCUAUCCUCGUUUCUCCACUGAUGUACUCAUACUACGACCACUGCGGCCUAAUCACUAUCAAUCUCAAGAAUGGCGACUUAUCCCCGCCGAUCUGUGGAUAUUCCGUCAUAUUCAGAGUGGGGUAGAUCUCACUCUCAUCAGGAAGAGUCGGAUACGUCGAUCCCACCCCAAAGUUCUCAAGAGAUCGACUGUUCCAUUAUUAGACGCCCCGAUCGCAAGCCAUCGACACCCAUCACCGCCUUAUCCUAUUUCUUUCACACCUUUUGGAGAGGGGAACAAAGAAGCUGGUGUCAUGAUUCGCGAUCGGUGUCCGGAUGAUGACGCAGGGGUACAGGGGGCGGUGAUACACUUUUGA
This is a messenger RNA of Tremella mesenterica DSM 1558, 591 nucleotides long. RefSeq lists its product as uncharacterized. The transcript has 5 exons. Lineage: Eukaryota; Fungi; Basidiomycota; Tremellomycetes; Tremellales; Tremellaceae. Bases 1 to 591 code for a protein of 196 amino acids. The record is from RefSeq and is a predicted model, not a curated record.